AUGAAAGAACAAGUGAAAUGCCUAUCCUACAGCAUAAACGUCUCAUGGCACAGUAUCAAGGGGCUUGAGACUGACAGACGUGAGAUGGGUUGUUGGGAGCAUCAUGUCCUGUCGAGGAUAAAGCUGGCUCAAGGCUUACCCAAGGGCUCGGUGGAGCCAAAACCCGAACCAACGGCCGAGCCUGCCAUACCGGCUUCUGAAUUUGAUACGGCAAGGGCAUCCCGGCUCAUUGUUGCAGCCGAAAAAAGACAGAGAAAGCCCUCGGCCAAAGGGCAAAAAAAGAAGAGGCCGAGAAGUGAUGUUUGGACCCUGAGGGAUGAAUCCGAGUCCGAUAUUAUUAUUCGCAGGGUUGGUGCGGGCCCCUUCAUCGCCUCUGUUCCAGAGGAAGAAACUACCAUUCUGCCCUCAUCUACAGCUGAGGAAGGAACUUCCAUCCCGACCCCGAACACAGGUGGGGAAGAAGAUGUUCUUUUUCCGAUUCCUCUAAGGUCCAUUGAAUUCAUCGACAUUUCAGGUGAUGCUUCGCCCGAAGUGGCACCCUUGGUGAAGAGGCCUAGAAGAUCUGGCCCGUCUUCGGAUACCGAGGCUGAUCAAAGGGCUGAAUCAGCUCCGGACAACGAGGCUAUAAUGGUUACCAGCCCACUGCCCGGUGGCGACCAAGCUACUACAUCCGAGGCACCCGUAUCUACCGAGGCUGCUGGAGCCGUUCCGAUUUCUCCUACUCCUACAUCGAGGUCCGAUAACCUGGAAGACAUGUUCUCGGAUAUCCCUUCUGCAACCAGGGAAGCUUCUGGGUUUGGACACCUUCCUAUUCCUCGGGCCACGAGGGCGGCUAGCCGGUCCACUAAAACGGGUGCGAGGGACUCCCUUAGUGUUGUGCUCGUUAAUGAGGGCUUUGUCCGUGCCCAACAUGAGGUUGAUGACUUAAAGGGUCAGUUGGAUGCCCAGGGCCGAGAAACGGAGAAGUUCCAGCUCCUCCCGCAGGAGAAAGAAGAUCAGCUGAGCCGGGCCGCUGCUCUUCCCAACCUUCAAUCCGAGCUCGAAGCCUCAAAGGCCGAAAACCUUCGCUUGAAGGCCGAGUUGGCCGAUAUGAUUGAAAAAAACAGGCUCCUUGAGGCGGAUAAUUUCGGUCUUAACCGAGACAAUGCCAAUUUUAUUACGAGGCUUGGUGAACUCGAGGCCAUUAUUUCUCAACUUCGGAGUGAACUUGACUCGAUCAAGGCUGAUGCCGUGAGGAUGGCAGAAGGGCAUCACCAGCUUGAAUCCGAGAGUGCUAAUGACAAGGAGAAACUGAAGGUGGCCGACGAGAAAGCCAAGACUCGAGCUCGGAUUAGUGACGAGCUCAAGAGCAAGCUCGAGGAGGCUACUGAGGCCAAUGAUGUGCUUCAGGCUGAGUUUGAAUCGGCUAAUCAAAUUCGAAUAGCUCUUCUUGAAGAGAGAUCCGAACUAGAGGCUAAAUUGAAAAAAGCCGAGGCCAACCUAGAAGAGUCUCUUAAAGACAUGGAGACUGCCGAGGCUCGUUCUACGAUUCUGAUCGAGUAUGAGCGGUGGAAAUUACGGAGGGUUACCCUCGAACAGAUUGAAAAAGGGUUAGGGGACCUCCAGGCCCGGAUACUCGAAGCCAAAGAAAGCCCUUGA
Molecule: messenger RNA, 1638 nt
Organism: Lycium ferocissimum
Lineage: Eukaryota; Viridiplantae; Streptophyta; Magnoliopsida; Solanales; Solanaceae
Exons: 4
Coding region: 1-1638 (545 amino acids)
Source: RefSeq, a predicted model, not a curated record